AAAUUUUGAAUUUGUGUUGUGUUGCUGCUGUAAAUUUGUUUAUUUACACGAAAAAAUGUCUUCAAAUUACCCCAAUCAUAAGCCAAAUGACCGUUUAAAAAGAGCCAAAAGUGAAAUAUCACAUAAUCGAAUUUCAGCAGAAACUCUUAGGACUGAAUUUCGAACACAAUUUUUCAAUAGACUGAGGAGUACCCGCAGUAAGAGUGUUGACAGAUUCCGGCAAAUUGUUGAGGAUUAUGGAGAUACAAUUAAGUCUAUAAGUGACGUACGUAGAAUAUUACUCGAAGAUAAGGUCGCAUCGAGUUUGCUACAGUCUGAACAAGUGAAUGAAUUACUAAAUUUAAUUGAAAAGGAAUUAGAGCAGGUCCAUCUAAAUAAGGAAACUGAAGAGUAUGUGAAUACUAUGCAAAACGAAACUGAGGACACGGUGAACAGACUUCUCAACAUUUGUCACGGAUGUGGCAGAAUAUGCGAAGAUAGUAUUUGUACUAGUUGUGCAACUGCGUUUUCUACUGACUUUAAUUAAAUUUCUGAUUGACUGUUUGUGUUAUAUGAUGUUUCUAUUUAUUAUCGACUGUUGAAUAUAUUCAAUGUUAUGUUUAGUG
Anoplophora glabripennis (Asian longhorned beetle) is the source of this 605-nucleotide messenger RNA. RefSeq lists its product as uncharacterized. The record is from RefSeq and is a predicted model, not a curated record. The coding region runs from base 56 to 526 and encodes 156 amino acids. Lineage: Eukaryota; Metazoa; Arthropoda; Insecta; Coleoptera; Cerambycidae. The transcript has 2 exons.